Molecule: messenger RNA, 3930 nt
Organism: Aspergillus pseudotamarii
Lineage: Eukaryota; Fungi; Ascomycota; Eurotiomycetes; Eurotiales; Aspergillaceae
Product: ABC transporter ATP-binding protein
Exons: 9
Coding region: 1-3930 (1309 amino acids)
Biological process (GO): transmembrane transport
Cellular component (GO): membrane
Molecular function (GO): ATP binding; ABC-type transporter activity; ATP hydrolysis activity
Source: RefSeq, a predicted model, not a curated record
AUGAUGAUUAGCAGGGAAUGUAAGAACUCAUAUGGCAAGACUUCAGUGAAUUCAUCAUCCGAGAUCAGCGUCGAAAGGACUUCUGUACAUGCGGAUGAACGCGCUGCCACUCUCAACCAUUACAUCCGCAUCUUCACAUAUGCAACGUCGUGGGAUAUUCUGGCUCUGACGGCCGGUAUCUUGGCUGCCAUGGGCUCCGGAGUCACACAACCGUUGAUGUUUAUUCUGUUUGGAAACUUUGUCGAGGAAUUCAAUGGUGUUGAGACGGAGGACUGGGGUGCGGAUCUGACCACCACUCGGCAAACUCUCAGUCAUCUAUGUCUCUUCGUGACUGCCCUGUUUAUUGCCCGGUUUGGCCUCGCUUCGAUCCAGAAAUUUGCCUUCCGCCUGAUUGGUAUUCGACUCUCGGCUGCGAUACGAUUGCAUUAUCUGGUACAUCUCUUUGAUCAGAGUAUGCAUGUUCUUGAUUCUCUACCACCUGGUCAUGCCGUUGGCACUAUCACGAGCAGCAGCAACACGCUUCAAGGUGGUAUUUCCGAAAAGCUCGCCAUCUUUAUCGAAUACACAACUCUUAUUAUCGGUUCUUGUGUCGUUGCUUUUGUGUGGAGCUGGGAGCUUUCGCUAGUGACACUGGCAGGCUUUUGUGCUGUAGUUCUGGUUGCUGGUAGUUUAUUCCCACUAAAUGUCAGGGCCCAGACUCGCCAGAUGGAGAUGGAAAAGCAAGCAGCCAGUAUUGCCAGUGAAUGCUUUGCGAGUAUCAAGGUGAUCAUGGCGUGUGGUGCACAACAGCAAGUUGUCGACAAAUACGGGUCUUUAAUCCAAGAGGCCAAGCAGCAGGCACAGUCUACAAACUUGUUCACGUCACUCCAGUUUUCCUUGACAUUCUUCGGUGUCUUCGGGACCGUCGCUCUUGCCUUCUGGUAUGGGGCCCUUAUUUUCACCAAAGGCAGGGUCGAUAAUGUGGGAGUCAUUACUGUGGUUCUCCUGUGCUUGGCGACUAUCUUCUUCUCCCUCGAUCGAGUCUUCUCGCCUCUACAAGCAAUGGGAAAGGCAUCUAUCGCCGCUCACGAGUUCUUUUCUGUGAUCGACGUCCCUGUGCCCAGAAAAGGAAUCCUCAAGGAGCCAGAUGUUUCUGCUACAGAAGACAUUGUGUUCGAUAAAGUCACUUUUGCGUACCCGAGCAGAGCCGAUGUCAAGGUCCUUGAACAACUCGACUUGCGCAUUGAGGCUGGCAAGGUGACUGCUAUUGUUGGCCCCUCGGGUUCCGGGAAAAGCACCAUAACUGGCCUGAUUGAGCGUUGGUACACUUUGAAACAGCAGCAUGACACGGCAAAGCAGCAAAAUGUCAAAGAAGGCCGGAAGCUUCCAAAGAAUCAUUAUGCUGCCCAUAAUUCUGGAAUUGACGGAACCAAGGUGCAAAGUGUUGGAGAUCCAGUUGAGCUCCAAGGUACCAUCACAACAUGCGGUUAUUCGCUAGACGAUAUCGACGUGAAGUGGUGGCGAUCACGAAUUGGACUUGUACAACAAGAGCCGUUUUUGUUCAAUGACACUAUCUAUGAGAAUGUUGCUCGUGGUUUGAUCGACACACCCUGGGAGGGAGAGCCCAAUGAGCGAAAGAGGGAGCGUGUCAUGGAAGCUUGCCAGGAGGCCUUUGCCGAUGAUUUCAUCAACAAACUCCCAUUGGGCUACGACACAUGUGUUGGUGAAGGGGGUGCUAGACUCUCAGGUGGUCAACGCCAACGACUUGCCAUCGCUCGAUCUAUCGUCAAGAAGCCUGAUAUUCUAAUCUUGGACGAAGCCACCAGCGCCAUUGAUGUCCGUGGCGAACGAUUCGUACAGGCAGCUCUCGAUAAAGCAUCGCAAAAUCGAACGACGAUUGUGAUUGCCCAUCGGCUCUCCACGAUCAAAAAUGCAGAUCGUAUUGUGGUUCUCAAAAAGGGGAAGGUCAUCGAAUCGGGUAGCCAUAAGAGCCUUGUCUCCAUAGACGGUGGUUUUUAUUCUGGUCUCGUCCAUUCAGAAGCCCUUUCUCUUGGCGAAUCGCCAAGAGAAGCACAGAAUUCAUUUGAGACGGAAGACUUUGGCACCAUCAGCCGAGAACAGACAAAGGAAACGACUAAGAAUUGCGAAGAGCACCAUGCACGCGAUAAGAGAAGAUUAAGAGGACGCAGCAUCUUUAGAAGCUUUCUCCAGUUAUUCUUCGAAUCAAAGAGUCAAUGGGGCGUGAUGAGUCUCGGCGUUCUGGUCUCAGCCGCAGCAGGAACAGCACAGCCUAUGCAUGCGUGGAUGUAUGCGAGGUCGAUUAGCCUUUUCAAGUGGCAGGAUGAUCAUUCUAAGCUCAUGUAUGAGGUGGAUUUCAUGGGCAUCAUGUGGACUGUCUUUGCUGCCUCUGCUGGUAUUGCCUAUCUCGUAACGUUUCUUUGCUCCAGUCACGUCUCGUCGUUUAUCCGAGCAAAGUACCAGGUGCAGUACUUCGAGUCCCUCAUUCAACAGCGAGCUGUAUAUUUCGACGAAACCGGUCACUCUCAUGGUACUUUAGUCGCCCGCGCUAGAGAUGACCCACAGAAGCUCGAGGAGAUGAUGGGCACGAACCUCGCUCAAGUGUGCAUCGCUAUUUUCGCUAUCAUCGGGGGCCUCAUCAUGUCUAUGGUGUAUAGUUGGAAACUUGCACUAGUCUCACUCUGUGCUGUUGCACCGCUUUGUGUGCUCUCAGGUUAUAUUCGAAUGCGAUACGAGGUUGAAUUCGAGAAUAUGAGUGAUGCGGUCUUUGAUGAAAGUUCUCAAUUUGCCUCUGAGGCAAUUGGGGCUUUCAGGACUGUGACUUCUCUAACACUUGAAAGCUCUAUUUUUAAUCGCUUUGAGAGAUUGUGCCAUGCACAUAUGCUUUCCGCAUACAAAAAGGCUCGCUGGGUGAGCAUCAUUCUCGGGUUCUCAGAAAGCACCAAUUUGGGCUGCCAGGCGCUUAUCUUUUACUACGGCGGCCGCCUUCUUACCCAAGGUGAGCUUAGUAACAUGUCGUUCUUUGUGUGUUUGAUGGCAAUUAUGAAUGCUGCUGAGGGGUUUGGGAAGAGCCUGAGCUUUGGUCCUAACGCGGCUCAGGCAGCUGGUGCAUCAAAUCGUGUUCUUCAUACAAGGGAUUCCAGCCUGAAAGCUCCAUGCGAGAAGGAUGGCGUUCCUGUAGAAGACGGUGGUAUUAGAAUCGAGCUCCGUGGCAUUCGUUUGAGAUAUCCCACUCGAAAUACCCCAGUUUUAAAUGGUCUGUGUAUGACCAUCGGGAAAGGGCAAUUUGCGGCCGUGGUUGGUCCAUCUGGCUGUGGAAAGACUAGCAUAAUUUCCUUGCUUGAGAGAUUUUACGACCCAGAAGAGGGUCAAGUACUCUUCAACGGAAAAGAUAUUUCGGAUGUCAACCUUUACGCAUAUCGCAAACAUCUGUCUCUAGUGUCACAAGAGCCUACCCUUUUCCAAGGCACAAUUCGGGACAACAUUCUUCUGGGAAUGGACCCGAGCACCGUGACGGACAAUCAACUUCAUACCGCCUGCCGCGACGCACUGAUUUAUGACUUUAUAGCCUCUAUCCCCGAGGGUUAUAACACAGAUAUUGGAUCCCGUGGUAUUGCUCUCUCCGGCGGGCAGAAACAGCGUAUCGCCAUUGCCCGAGCAUUAGUUCGCGAUCCCCGGGUCCUCCUUCUCGACGAGGCUACUAGCUCUCUGGACUUGAGGAGCGAACGACUGGUUCAAGCGGCCCUUGAGCGUGCAGCUAAAGGGAGGACUAUAAUUGCAGUUGCGCACAGGUUGGCCACUGUGCAAAAUGCAGACAUAAUCUUCGUGCUUGGUGAAGGUGGAAAGCUGUUGGAAAAGGGCAGCCAUCUACAGCUUCUUGGUAACAAAGGUGUUUAUUAUCAAAUGUGUCAGAACCAGGCUUUUGAUCAAUAA